UGGUAAAAAAAAGGUCAAAAGUUUCGCGGGAAAUAACAACAUGGAGGACGAAGUGACAGCGCCUCCGCUCCCAGAGUCUGUGCAAUGCCCCGUUUGCUCCAAAGGGUUCAAACCUUCAAAGAUUAACGCACAUCUCGACAGAUGCCUUCAAGAUGACGUCGACCGCUGUCCGUCUACCAUGGACGAGGGAAGACCACCUCUUAAGAAACCCCGCGUUACUACUGCCUCACCUCCACCCGUACCUGUCAGUACAGCCAAUGGGACCCCGACCCGUGGGCUACGAGGUACGUCCUCUACCGUAUUCUCCCUGUUUCAGAACAAAAAACAAAACGUUUCAGUUCAAGGUGAACGCAGUCCAUCCUUUUCCGAGAAACUACAACAACCACCACCUUCUUCUUCAUCAGCGGUCAGCAAGGGUGUUAAACGCACCGCUCCAGGUGAUAUCGAACCAGGGCAGCCAGAUGCUGAUCCCACUAUGCUGACCAGUCCACCCAGUUCACAAUUAACCUUAGUGAAGACGUCUACGGAAGCCGUGCCGUCCCGGACCUUUCUGAAUACAGACAAGCCCUUAGCUGAGACACUGCGACCCAAAACGCUGGAGGAGUACUUUGGACAGAACAAAGUUGUGGGAGAGCAUACCCUCCUCCGCUCACUGCUGGAGUCACAAGACAUCCCCUCGUUGAUCCUAUGGGGACCCCCUGGAUGCGGAAAGACCACUCUUGCUCACAUCAUAGCCAGCAAGAGCAAGCAGAAGGGAACUGUGCGCUUUGUGAAGCUCUCCGCCACCAGUGCGUCCACCAGCGACGUGAGAGAGGUGAUCAAGCAGGCGCAGAACGAACUCCGACUCUGCAAGAGGAGAACCAUCAUGUUCAUCGAUGAGAUCCACCGCUUCAAUAAGUCCCAGCAGGACACCUUCCUGCCUCACGUGGAGUGCGGCACGGUGACCCUGAUCGGGGCGACCACGGAGAACCCCUCCUUCCAGGUGAACUCUGCGCUGCUGAGCCGCUGCAGGGUGCUGGUGCUGGAGAAGCUCUCUGUGGAGGCCAUGGGCUCCAUCCUGCAGCGGGCCGUGGUCUCCCUGGGGGUCCACGUGCUGGGGGACGGGGAGCAGGCCGGGGACCUGGAGGAGCCCCCCGAUGAUGGAGCCCAACCGCAGGUGUACAUCGAGCAGAGGGCUCUGGACACCGUGGCCCACCUGUGUGACGGAGACGCCCGCGCUGGCCUCAACGGGCUGCAGAUGGCCCUCCAGGCGCGGGUGGGCGGGGCCCCUUCAGGGAGGGUCGUGGUGCAGGAGAAGCACGUCAAGGAGGGGCUGCAGAGGUCCCACAUCCUCUAUGACAAAGCAGGCGAAGAGCACUUCAACUGCAUCUCGGCGCUGCAUAAGUCCAUGAGGGGCUCCCACGAAAACGCCUCUCUCUACUGGCUGGCCCGUAUGCUGGAAGGGGGGGAGGACCCCCUGUAUGUGGCCCGCAGGCUGGUCCGCUUCGCCAGCGAGGACGUGGCAAGAUUCCCUCCCUGUCCAUAUACGGGCAAAGGACCAAGAAGAUUGAUGUCAAGAAAAUCAUGUUCUUUUUCGACUGAACCACAACGACCGACACAUCGUCCUUCUGAUAAACAACACAUUGCACUGCUCUGGAUCUGGAUGGAACAAGAAGAAGAAAGGAUAUUGUCGGACAGUUUGCCUAUUUAUAUUUUUGCAAUAUAAAUAUAAUCUCUUAUAUUUGCUUGUAUAAUAUGAUGAUCGUCAGCUCCCAGUACCCCACGUGUGCAGUGUUGACAGGCCAGCGUGAAUGUGCUUCUCGAUAAUAUCUACAGUGUGUCCGCCCCUGCACUGUGGAUAUAAUCCUUCCAUUUAUGACGUUGUGAUGGACAUUUAAUCCAUCACAUUUCAACCAAUGCCCACCAUGGAGGCCUCUAUAUCGUGUGCAGGCCUACAAGUUAUUUCUGUUUGCAAUAUAAAUAUGAUCAUAUGAUAUUGAUGGCCAGUUUGUUUUAGCAGUGGGUGCGCAGUUGAAAGGAAUAGACUAAAUGCAUUGAGCUUCUUUUUGAGGGUGCACUUUGCAUCAUACUCAUUACAUACACUCCUGACAUAGUGAUAGACGUUUCAUCUGUAACAUUAUUACCACUGCACAGUUAAUGAUGAUAAUGAUAAUGCAUAGGGAAUGAAUGCACUUCUUCUUGUGAUCACUUGUAUUAAGGUUAUAGCAAAAAAAUGUAUGUUCUUUGACCAAAUUCAAUAAAAGAAACGAUAAAUGUAUGACUGACUGCCUAUAUAUAUGUGUAUAUAAUAUGUGUAAUAUAUCUUGCACUUAAAAAUGGUGCUUAGCAUUGGGUAGGGUCUUAUCCUGGCUAUCUUUGUUACAUAUGGGGAAUAGGUUAACCUAGUGAUUGUUAGUGCUUGGCACUUGUUACUAUAGAUUAUCCUUACAGUACCGAGAGCGAUAUAUUGUUGUUUUCUCCUUCUUCUGACAAAUUUACUUAUUGUACGUCGCUUCGGAUUAAAGCGUCUGCUAAAUGCCCAGAAUGUGAAUGUCACUAUGUGUUGUUCUGGGUGGUUCUGAUCCACUGGGUCUC
This is a messenger RNA of Gadus chalcogrammus (walleye pollock), 2574 nucleotides long. RefSeq names its product WRN helicase interacting protein 1 (gene wrnip1). NCBI's taxonomy places the organism in Eukaryota, Metazoa, Chordata, Actinopteri, Gadiformes, Gadidae. Gene Ontology annotation, cellular component: nucleus. Gene Ontology annotation, biological process: DNA repair; regulation of DNA repair; DNA-templated DNA replication. The record is from RefSeq and is a predicted model, not a curated record. Gene Ontology annotation, molecular function: ATP hydrolysis activity; single-stranded DNA helicase activity; DNA binding. The transcript has 7 exons. The coding region runs from base 41 to 1705 and encodes 554 amino acids.